AUGGCUGAUCAAACUCCUACAUUCAAGCUUGUCCUUGUCGGUGAUGGUGGUACCGGUAAGACUACCUUUGUCAAGCGUCACUUGACUGGUGAAUUCGAAAAGAAGUAUGUUGCCACUCUUGGUGUCGAGGUCCAUCCUCUCAGCUUCCACACUAACUUUGGUGCUAUCAUCUUCAACACCUGGGAUACCGCUGGUCAAGAGAAGUUUGGUGGUCUUCGUGAUGGUUAUUAUAUCGGUGGUCAAUGUGCUAUCAUCAUGUUCGAUGUCACCUCUAGAAUUACCUACAAGAACGUCCCCAACUGGCACCGUGAUCUCGUCCGUGUCUGUGAGAACAUCCCCAUUGUUCUUUGCGGUAACAAGGUCGAUGUUAAGGAGCGUAAGGUAAAGGCCAAGACUAUCACUUUCCACAGAAAGAAGAACUUGCAAUACUACGAUAUCUCUGCCAAGUCCAACUAUAACUUUGAGAAGCCUUUCCUUUGGUUGGCUCGCAAGUUGAUUGGUAACCCCAACUUGGAAUUUGUUGCUGCUCCUGCUCUUGCCCCUGCUGAGGUCCAAGUAGAUCAUCAAUUGAUGCAACAAUACAACAACGAGAUGGAGGAAGCUGCCGCUCAACCCCUUCCCGAGGAAGAUGAUGAUUUGUAA
Molecule: messenger RNA, 642 nt
Organism: Mucor velutinosus
Lineage: Eukaryota; Fungi; Mucoromycota; Mucoromycetes; Mucorales; Mucoraceae
Product: LRR receptor-like serine/threonine-protein kinase RGI2
Exons: 5
Coding region: 1-642 (213 amino acids)
Biological process (GO): protein import into nucleus; ribosomal subunit export from nucleus
Cellular component (GO): nucleus; cytoplasm
Molecular function (GO): GTPase activity; GTP binding
Source: RefSeq, a predicted model, not a curated record